Molecule: messenger RNA, 1097 nt
Organism: Dichomitus squalens LYAD-421 SS1
Lineage: Eukaryota; Fungi; Basidiomycota; Agaricomycetes; Polyporales; Polyporaceae
Product: Clavaminate synthase-like protein
Exons: 10
Coding region: 1-1095 (364 amino acids)
Molecular function (GO): dioxygenase activity
Source: RefSeq, a predicted model, not a curated record
AUGCCCGCAACCACAAUUCCGUACGCACCGCAUUAUGUCCCGGCCCCGGCUACCAAAGAAGAUCUCGAAUGGGCGGACCUUCCUAUCAUCGACCUGUCUAAGGCAGCCACUCCUGAGGGCCGCGCUGAACUCGCUCCAGCCAUGCGAGAUGCGAUGCACACCCAUGGCUUCGUCUACGUCGUGAACCACGGACUUACUCAGGCUCAGAGAGACCGCAUGUUCGAUGUCGCGGACGUUGCGUUCUCACAGGUUCCUGAGGAAGAGAAGAAGCAAUACACUGCGAACUUCAAAGAGACGGGCUUGUAUAGCGGAUACAAGCUGCGCCAGUACUGGCACAUCGACAAUGGCGUCAGAGAUCAAAUCGAACACUUCAACAUGCAUCAUGGCAUCUACGGUCGCGACAUCUAUCCAAAGGCACUCCAACCAUUCCUGGCUGAAAUACGCACAUUCUCGGAAUACAAUCACUUCAACAUCCUUCAUCCAAUUCUGAGGCUUCUGGCCAGGGGGAUGGAGCUCCCAGAGGAGACGUUCGUGAACAUGCACAACUUCGACGCCGCCGGAGAAGGGUGGAUCCGCUUCAUGAAGUAUUAUCCGCGCUCAGAGGACGACGAGAAGAACACCAAGAAUGUCUGGCUCAAGGGCCACACUGAUUUUGGCACGAUCACUAUCCUCUGGAGUCAACCCGUCACCGCGCUGCAAAUCCUCUCCCCGGAUGGCAAAUGGCGCUGGAUCAGGCACAUGGACAACGCUCUGGUCGUCAACAUCGGCGACUCCUUGGAGAUGCUCUCUGGAGGCUUCUACAAGGGCACAAUCCACCGCGUUGUGCAGCCCCCGGCCGAUCAGCGCGGUUACGAGCGUCUGGGAGUGUUCUACUUCGCGCUCGCGGACGACGAUGUGAAGCUCGUGCCAUGCCUUGAGAGUCCUCUGCUGCAACGCAUUGGGGUAAAACGGCGGGUGGCGGACGAGGCCGCGCCGAAUCAGGAGGAGAUGCGCAAGGCGCGCACGGCCUCGUAUGGGACGUCGAAGCUGAAGAAGAGGGAGGACGGGAACGAGGAGGAGGUCGUUGCUGGAAUUGUCGUCAAACACUUCAACUAAAC